AUGCCCAUCGUCCCUGUCCCGCCAUGUAAGAAACCACGUCAACCUCCAAGCAAUGCCGCUAUUCACCCCACAGAGGAUAUUCUCGGUUGGGAUUCUCAACAUGCCUAUAUUCAAAGAUGGGUCCGCAUGACGCAAGAAGAGAAGAACAACAAUGUCAAGUUUCAAGUUGUUCAAAACGAUUCCAAGCGCGACAGCCUUCUCCUGUUGUUGGGCCUCAAAAACGUUUUCGUCAAGCAGCUGCCCAACAUGCCGCGUCCAUACGUAUCUCGCUUGGUUUUUGAUCGAAAACAUGAAUCCUUGGCGCUAUUGAGAAGAAAGGACAAUGAUUAUACUGUUAUGGGGGGGUGCUGCUACCGGCCUUUUCCGGAUCAGAAAUUUGGCGAGAUCGCGUUUUUGGCGAUUUCUCAAAACGUGCAAGUCCAAGGAUAUGGUACCCGAUUGAUGGCACAAACGAAGGAGAGAGCAAAGAGCAUUGGUCUCACCCAUCUGCUCACAUGUGCGGAUAACAAUGCGGUCGCUUAUUUUAAAAAACAAGGGUUCAGUAAGAAAAUCACUUUACCCUUCGAGAAAUGGCAAGGCUAUAUCAAGGACUAUGAUGGAGUCACGCUGAUGGAGUGUGUCUUGCACGCUAAGGUGGAUUAUUUGAACAUUCCCAUGUUGUUGAAAGCGCAGAAGACAGCCAUGGUUGAGAAAUUGAAAGAGAUUUCCAAUUCGCACAUUGUGUUUCCUGGAAUUGACGUAACGUCAAGGAAAGGACUGAAAAUUGAGGAUAUACCAGGGUUGAAGGAAAUUGGGUGGAAAAAGGACAAGAAUGGGGCGUUUUCAACGAGAGGAGGUCCGACCGCCGGGUUUUCAGUGCGCGACAAGGCAUCUCAGGAACUGUUGCAUAAGCACUUGCAGUCCGUGCUGAAGGAAAUAAAAUCACACGACUGUUCGUGGCCCUUUUUAGAACCUGUGAAUGCACAGGAGACUGGUGCCAUCGACUACUAUGAGGUCAUUAAGAACCCAAUGGACUUAAAAACGAUGCACGACAGACUCGAGGAAGGAUGGUUCUAUGUAACAAAAGAAAUCUUCAUCGCGGACAUGAAGCGGAUGGUAGAGAAUUGCAAGAAGUACAACGGGAAAGGGCACUACGUCACUGACCUAGCAAUUCAACUGGAAAAGGCAUUCAUGAGCAAAAUAUAGACGUCACAUGGACGAGGCGCCUGAAUUUUUCCGUUCUUGUCGUUCGAUAGUAAUGAAGCAAGAAAAUUGAACCUGUAUUUACCUUUGACCAUGCUUGACAUGUAUGUGCGUAUUAUGGUAACGGCCUGACUCACACUGACUUCGAUGAAUUUGCUGAAAAAAGAAAAGACAAAGUUGAGCCUUGAAGUGCCGGUGCGUGUGCCGGGAGAGCAACAUCAUAUUCUACUACGCGUCGUGUUUCCCCAGAAAUUCGGCUUUCAGAGUCGGACACGUGUGAAGAGGAUAUAUUUCAUAGGCUCGGUAUUGGACCUACAGCGCGGGGGAUGUCGUUGAGAUUUUGAAAAUCUACGCAAAUCGCCUCGUAGCCCCUCGAUAGGGGCACAAGGUAAAAACCCUACUCGAAGGACCAAUACGGUACAUGCGGUGCAUACUGCACACAGUCGAUA
This is a messenger RNA of Chondrus crispus (carragheen), 1631 nucleotides long. Its product is annotated as probable histone acetyltransferase GCN5. Gene Ontology annotation, cellular component: histone acetyltransferase complex. The transcript is spliced from 2 exons. Gene Ontology annotation, biological process: positive regulation of transcription by RNA polymerase II; chromatin remodeling. Gene Ontology annotation, molecular function: histone H3 acetyltransferase activity; protein binding. NCBI's taxonomy places the organism in Eukaryota, Rhodophyta, Florideophyceae, Gigartinales, Gigartinaceae. The record is from RefSeq and is a predicted model, not a curated record. Bases 1 to 1185 code for a protein of 394 amino acids.